This is a messenger RNA of Artibeus jamaicensis (Jamaican fruit-eating bat), 3087 nucleotides long. It is a transcript of the gene DNAAF2, whose product is annotated as dynein axonemal assembly factor 2. Lineage: Eukaryota; Metazoa; Chordata; Mammalia; Chiroptera; Phyllostomidae. Gene Ontology annotation, cellular component: cytoplasm. Gene Ontology annotation, biological process: axonemal dynein complex assembly. The transcript is spliced from 3 exons. The coding region runs from base 1 to 2454 and encodes 817 amino acids. The record is from RefSeq and is a predicted model, not a curated record.
AUGGCAAAAGCGGCAGCCUCUUCGCCGCUAGAGGACUUAGAUCUGAGCGGAGAGGAGGUCCAGCGGCUCACCUCCGCCUUUCAGGACCCGGAGUUCCGGCGAAUGUUUUCCCAGUAUGCCGAGGAGCUCACGGACCCCGAGAACCGGAGGCGCUACGAAGAGGAGAUUACCGCGCUGGAGCGUGAGCGCGGAGUGGAGGUGCGGUUCGUGCACCCCAAGCCUGGCUACGUGCUGCGCACCAGCCUGGAUGGAGCGCGGCGCUGCUUCGUGAAUGUGGCCAGUAACACGCUGGUAAGCGCACCCACCAGCCGGCCAGGCUCUGUGAACGCGGCGACCGGUAGCCAGUGGUCCCUGCCCUAUAGCCUGGCGCCCGGCCGCGAGUACGCAGGGCGGCGCGGCACCCGCUACAUGGUCUAUGAUGUGGUUUUCCACCCAGGCGCGCUCACGCUGGCCCGGCGCCACGAGCGCUUCCGCCAGAUGCUGGACUCCACGGCCCUGGAGGCCGUCGAGAAGCAGUUCGGCGUGAAGCUGGACCACAGAAAUGCCAAGAUGCUGAAAAUCAAAUACAAGGGGACCCCAGAAGCAGCCGUGUUGCGCACACCCCUGCCCGGGGGUGUCCCGGCCCGGCCCGAAGGGGAGCUGGAGAGCCCUCUCCCCGAUUUUCCCUACCCUUACCGGUCUCUGGCAGCCUCCGGGAACUUUGUGAGGCCCGAGCACCCGGCUCCCUCCUCUCCAGAGGCGGUCCCGCAUCCUGCCCCCACCCAACCUCGCUACAGUGUGGUGCAGCGACACCACGUGGACCUCCAGGAUUACCGCUGUUCCAGGGACUCGGCCCCCAGCCCCGUGCCUCAGGAGCUAGUGGUUACUAUCGAGCUGCCGCUGUUGCGCUCCGCCGAGCAGGCGGCGCUGGAGGUGACGGGAAAGCUGCUGUGCCUGGACUCCAAGAAACCUGACUACCAACUACGGCUCUCGCUCCCGUACCCGGUGGACGACAGCCACGGGAAGGCGCAAUUCAACAAAACCCGGCGACAGCUGGUGGUCACGCUGCCCGUGGCGCAGUCGGCAGCGCGCCGGGAGCCCGCCACGGAGCCGGAAGAGAGCGCAGGCCCACCCGGAACUGAUGGCGCCGUCUGCACUUCCGCUGACGAGGGCCAGACUGGUUUGGCUGGGGAUCUCGUGGGGGGCCAGGACUCGUCUCCCAGCAGAGCUGGGGCUGUAGAUGCCGGGAUCACUACUCCAGAUGUUGCAGGGGAGGAGCUUGUUUCCGAACUGGAGGAACGGGACUUUGGCGCGCAAGUGGUUUUGGAUACCGACUGCCGCGAAAAAAACCUUCUCGGCACUGGGAGCUCACCGGGAGACUGUGGUGGAAUCGCUCCUUGUAUUUCAGCCGGGCACCCAGACGGAGGGUCUUCUGCAGGAGGAAGGAGUGCGUGUGGAGAUCUCAGCAUUGUGACCCGCGUGGCCCGGGGAGACACGGGCUGGGAGUCUUCUGAUCCAGUCAUGGAUGGUCCCGGGACAGGCAGCGGGGGACCUCUGUGUCCUCCUUUGCAGUGUAAACAGGAUGAAGAAUCCCUGACUCUGCUAAUUCAGGUGCCUUGGAUCCAGCCGCAAAGUCUUCAAGGGGAUGUGAGCCCCCUCCGGUACAAAUUGUGCUUCUCCACCCAAGACUUAGUUUAUUAUUCCUUCCUCUUGCAGUUUGCUCCAGAAAAUAAAUUGAGUAACAAAGAACCAGUGGUUAGCAUUUCUUCAAACAAUGCAGUGAUAGAACUGGCCAAAUCUACAGGGUGCUAUGGAUAUUGGAGAGAGUGGUAUUAUGGUUUAAACAACGAUUCUUUAGAGGAAAGGUUAUUUGUAAAUGAAGAAAAUGUUAAUGAGUUUCUUGAAGACGUCCUGAGCUCUCCAUUCCAACAGACAACACCCCUAACCCCACCUUUAAUUGAAGUCCUUCAGGUUACUGAUAGCAAGAUUCAAAUUCAGGCAAAGUUGCAAAAAUGUAGUAACUCUGAGCAGCUUCAGGAAAAGGAAGAAGGAGCCAAUGAAGGAAGUCAUCUAACUGAAAAAGAAAAAAUAGAACACCCUACUACCUCAACAACGGAUUCUGAUUCAUCUAUAGCAGUUAAAGUACUAGAAAUAGACAGCUGUGGGUCUGCUGAAAACUUGCAACAAGAGUCUCUUGAUGUUUCCCCAGUGCUAUUUGGAAAGUCUCAGCAACCUGAGUCAAAAAUGGAACCUGAAUUUUUGAAAGAAAAAAGUGCUGUUUACUCAAAUGAAGGGAAAGAUAAUUUAAAAGAACCAGUAAUGGAUGAAAAGAAAGAAUUAACAGUUCACAAUAUAUCUGGUUUUGACAACAUAAAAGAAACCAAUAUGCAGGAUGGUAGUGUGCAGAUUAUUAAAGAUCAUGUGACUCAUUGUGCAUUCAGUUUUCAGAAUUCCUUGCUAUAUGACUUGGAUUAAUUCUAUAUAAUUUUAGAAUUUAAAGGUUAAAAGUUAAAAAAUUUUGGAUGUAAUACAAUUUGUUUCUGUUAACCAUUAUCUUAAAACCAAAGGUUACUCAAGAAAGCAUAUUUUCGGUUUAAAAUAUAUUCUGUUCACUCUUAAAACUGAAGAUAUUCAAGAAAUUAAAAUUUGCAAUUUUGAUUCUAAUGGGAAAACUGAAGAUAUUUUUCAGUUUAUAUACACAUUGAGUUUAUAUACAAUUUAAGUUUUGUGAUUCCAUUCCUCUGUAGAUGUAUAUUCUUUUCAAAUGAGAAACGUUUCGUUUUCUAAAUGUUGUUUCUAAACGUUGUUUGAAUAUAUAUAACCUGUAUAUAUUUACUUCUGUGUUAUUUUUGGCUUCUUUUGUUUACCAUUAGUUUCAAAAUAUUAAGUUGUGGCUGUCACAAAAAGUAAUUCUCAAGAAUGUAACUAGAAAUGUAAGUGUUGGGGCGGCUGUUUUUUGAAGUUUCACUAAAUAGGAUAGGGGUUUUUUUGCUUGAAAUAUUGUUACAGAUGAAAGAACUUUACUAAACAGUAAUAAUAAUUUGAACGAUUAUAAUGCAAAUACACUAUGAAAUUUAGUAUUUUUGAUUCCACACUGUAUUUUACUUU